This is a messenger RNA of Meleagris gallopavo (turkey), 2025 nucleotides long. The record is from RefSeq and is a predicted model, not a curated record. Lineage: Eukaryota; Metazoa; Chordata; Aves; Galliformes; Phasianidae.
CCUACAGCCACCAAACAGCUUGGCAAUCAACCAGAAUGAAACACGCUCAAAGAAAAGACAGAGUCAUAUCUUUAACGUUGCCCCUUAGCGAUAUGCAUGACAGAUGUCUGUUUCAUGGACAGCCAGCAGAUGUGAUGUCAGUUAGAACCUCAUCUUAGGAAGCAGUUUCAGUUCCUGUUGCUUUGACAAACACUUUCAAGUGUUUCAACACCCAGAGGACUACAGAGGAAGAGCUUAGCAGUACUGACUCCACCUGAGCAAUUCUUCUUUUAAAAACUUUAAAAAAAUACCAAAAGCAUUGAAGAAUUAUGAAAAUCGCCUUUUUCUUUGCUGUGCUGUUCUUGCUUGAUCUCUUUGCUUGCUGUCAUACGUAUGACCAAUAUCUCUUGCCUGACAUAGAAGAUGCAAAGUUCAUUGAAGACUGUGUGAGAGUUCACAAUGACUUCCGAUCCAAAGUGAAUCCACCAGCCAGCAAUAUGCUUCGUAUGUCCUGGGACCCUGCUUUAGCUAAGUCUGCCAAGGCAUGGGCAAAGAGGUGCAUGUUUGAGCACAAUAUCUACCUUAAAAUACCACAGAAGAUGCACCCUACCUUUACAUCUAUUGGAGAAAACAUCUGGACUGGCACUGCCACCAUCUUUUCUGUGCACGUAGCUCUGACUGAUUGGUUUAAUGAAGUCAGCAGCUACGAUUUCAACACCCGUCACUGCACUGACAAGUGUGGUCACUACACCCAGGUUGUUUGGGCAACGAGUUACAAAGUUGGCUGUGCAGUUCACUUCUGCCCUAGAAUUCACAAUCUUCAAGGAUUCAACAAUGUGGCGCAUUUUGUUUGUGACUAUGGGCCAGCGGGGAAUUACCCAACAAAGCCUUAUAAAGCAGGACGACCAUGUAGUGGAUGCAGUAACGACCAGUGUCUAGGCAAUCUCUGUGUAAAUGCAGAACGUGAGAAACUUAUAAGUUAUACCAACUGGUAUCCGGACUGGGACACUCAGCCCCAGCCACCGCGGCCCCGUCCCCCCCAGCCUCCAACCCCUCGGCCUCCAGCCCACACACCCACAGCUGGGCAACUGCAUUCUUCCUGUGACCCCUACUGUGUUAGUGUCUUGAUUUUAAGGCCACUAUUUUUGGUACUGAGUGCUGUAGGUGUUCGUUUAGCACAGGGGUGGUUUCCACACAUGUGUAUGUAUGUGUAAUGAUUGUUAAGAUACUGAUAGUGAUUAUACCAUUCCAUUAGAGAACUGCAUGUUUGAUAAAAAACAGUUAGUCAUCUCUGCUAUACUUUGUGAUGUUUAUCGAAUGCAAAAUGCUUCUGCAUUCAGGGCAAGAUUUAAAUGGCUGUGCAUGGAGUUGCUGUAAUUUAUUAGCGUGGCUUCUACAUCUGUAAGAGCCUCUUAGUUCUGUUUCAGGGGUAGUUUGCUGGAAGGACCAUGUAGGCAGUGUACUGCUGUAUAUGCUAAUAAGCCUUCUGGAAACCUGGAGCAUCACAAAGAUAUAUCUGAAUCAUAGAAUCAAAGAGUAUCCCAAGUUGGAAGGGACCUCAGUGAUUAUUGAGUCCAACUUCCAGCUCCAUGCAGGACCACCAAAAAAUCAGGGGGUCUGAAGUGAAAAAGGCCAACAAAAAAGCUCUUUUUAAGGCUUUUUUGAAUCCAGCAAGGAGUGGAGCUGGCACAUUCUUAGCCAGUUUAAAUACCCUAGGAACAUGUCAUCACUCACCCUUGACUUUGGCACCUGCUGAUAAGCUUUAAAUAGCCUCAGGGAACACAGAGCACACCAGGUGAGUAACCAUUGUUGCCCAUUGAGAACGCGGAGGUUCUCGGGAACUGCAGGCCUAAACAUGGUCUCCACCAGACAGUAGGCUUAUUCCAAGAAGAGUGUCCCAGACAGACGGCCUGGCCAGAAGUAUGGCUGUUCAGGUCUCCAUCUGAAAGGAGUGCCUGAACCAGCACUCCUGGUUAUCUGGAGAGGUCCCAGAGGACUGGAGGCUUGCUGAUGUGGCUCCCAUCUACAAGAAGGGCUAUAAGGAGG